Molecule: messenger RNA, 189 nt
Organism: Heterobasidion irregulare TC 32-1
Lineage: Eukaryota; Fungi; Basidiomycota; Agaricomycetes; Russulales; Bondarzewiaceae
Exons: 2
Coding region: 1-189 (62 amino acids)
Source: RefSeq, a predicted model, not a curated record
AUGAGGAUAGUAUCGGGGAAUGAACACUGGUCAAGAAAUCAAACGACGAGCAUAGAUGCGAAAAUGAGAAAAGUACUGCUAACGAGAGUGAUGUGCAUAUACAGAACUUUCUUGUCACCGUAUUGGAGCAUCCUUAACCGCUCCUUGCCGACACAUUUUGCUUCAUGUAUGCCUCUUUGGGGCAUCUGA